Molecule: messenger RNA, 5282 nt
Organism: Onychostruthus taczanowskii (white-rumped snowfinch)
Lineage: Eukaryota; Metazoa; Chordata; Aves; Passeriformes; Passeridae
Gene: TTLL7
Product: tubulin tyrosine ligase like 7
Exons: 22
Coding region: 274-2985 (903 amino acids)
Biological process (GO): protein polyglutamylation; microtubule cytoskeleton organization
Cellular component (GO): cilium
Molecular function (GO): tubulin binding; tubulin-glutamic acid ligase activity
Source: RefSeq, a predicted model, not a curated record
UGCCCGGCGCGGAUGCUGCCGCCCGGGAUCGCCCCGCCCGGGAUCGCGCCGCCCGUGAGGCGCAGCACGCGCCGCCCGCGAGCACCGGAGCGCUGCAGGACCGCCCGCCCGCGCCCCGGCAGGUAUCUAUCCAUUCCAGAACUAAUUUUUUCUACACCCAGAGACUGAAAUGGCAUGACUGGAGUUUUAAGUAAUUUGGCUUUGACAGUUUCACCAUUUGCUGAGAAGCUGGAACAGAAUUUGAACUCUAUUUCUGCACUAUCCUAGGUUAUAAUGCCAUCCUUUCCUAAUGAGGGAGAUAACCAUGGAACUGCUUCUCUGACUUUGAGUUCAGAACUACCCUAUCAGAGCACAAUUAAAAGAAAAGUCAGAAAGAAGAAGAAGAAUGGAGUCAUCACUGCCAAUAUUGCUGGCACAAAAUAUGAAAUUGUGCGUGUGGUAAUACAAGAGAUGGGAUUUGUGAAAACGCGUGAUGAGGAUGAAACAGCAAAUCUGAUCUGGAGUGAUUGUGCUGUGCAGCAAGAGAAGAUUGCUGAGCUGCAGAACUAUCAGAGAAUCAACCAUUUUCCAGGAAUGGGAGAGAUAUGCAGAAAGGAUUUUCUGGCAAGAAACAUGACUAAAAUGAUCAAGAGUCAGCCUCAGGAGUACAGUUUCAUUCCUCGAACAUGGAUCUUUCCUGCAGAAUACACACAGUUUCAGAACUAUGUAAAAGAAUUGAAGAAGAAACGUAGACAGAAAACUUUCAUAGUCAAACCAGCUAAUGGUGCAAUGGGACAUGGGAUCUCUUUAAUAAGAAAUGGAGAAAAGUUACAAGCUCAGGAUCACUUAAUUGUUCAGGAAUAUCUUGACAAACCAUUUCUUAUGGAAGGCUACAAGUUUGAUUUACGUGUGUAUAUUCUUGUAACCUCCUGUGAUCCAUUAAAAAUAUUUUUAUAUCAUGAUGGACUGGUGAGAAUGGGCACGGAAAAGUAUCACCCCCCCAGCGACUCAAAUUUGAGUCAAUUGUAUAUGCAUCUGACUAACUACUCUGUCAAUAAACAUAAUGAACACUUUGAACGGGAUGAAACAGAAGACAAAGGAAGCAAACGCUCCAUCAAAUGGUUUACUGAGUUUCUAGAAACAAAUAAUCUUGAUGUCUCCAAAUUCUGGAGUGAUAUUUCAGAGCUGGUGGUGAAGACUCUGAUAGUUGCAGAGCCACAUGUGCUUCACGCUUAUCGCAUGUGCAGGCCAGGGCAAGCACCAGGAAGUGACAGUGUCUGCUUUGAAGUCCUGGGAUUUGAUAUUCUGCUGGACAGAAAACUAAAACCAUGGCUCCUAGAGAUUAAUCGUGCCCCAAGCUUUGGAACAGAUCAAAAAAUAGACUAUGAUGUAAAAAAAGGUGUUCUGCUAAAUGCAUUAAAGCUUCUCAACAUACGGACAAGUGAUAAAAGGAAAAAUUUAGCCCAGCAGAAGGCUGAGGCUCAAAAAAGGCUGUAUGGUCAAGGGUCAGUGAAAAAACUGUUGCCAGGUUCCUCAGACUGGGAGAAGCAGCGCCACACACUGGAAAGAAGAAAACAAGAACUGAAGGAAAGACUUGCACAAGUACGUAAACAGAUUUCCAAAGAGGAGCAUGAAAAUAGACACAUGGGGAAUUACAGGCGAAUUUACCCUCCUGAUGAUAAGACAUUACUUGAAAAGUAUGAGAGUUUGUUAGCCACCGCUUUCCAGACGUUUCUUGCUGGAAGAGCAGCUUCGCUUCAGCGGGAAAUGAAUAACCCCUUAAAAAGAAUGAAGGAGGAGGACAUUUUGGAUCUUCUGGAGCAGUGUGAAAUAGAUGACGAAAAGCUAACGGGAAAAUGCAGCAGGCAGCGAGGACCUAAGCCCUUGUGUUCAAUGCCAGAAAGUGCACAUUCCUUAAGGAAACCUAAGAACCACAGCAGUGACAGUAGCUGUGAUAGUGGCAGCAGUGUAUCAGAAUCGGGAGAAGAAACUGAAAAGGAAGAUCACAAUGAAAAAAAAGAGAAAAAAGUUUCAUAUGAUGUUGAAGAAAAUAAGUACAAAUCUUUGGAACGAUCAGGUAGAAUGAACUGCAAACCUUCAAAUAAAAAUAUAAAGUCUCCAUCAUCUUCGUCCCCCACACCAUCCACAGGUCCAAUAAGGCGUUCUGUGAGCUGCCCUCGUUCCAUAUCAGUCCUCACUAUGCAGUCCCAGGGAGCUGAGCAGCGCCCCUUUUCAGCCAAAGCAUCUCUCCAAAUGCAGAGAACAGCCUCAGUGAACAGGUCUCACUCUUUAAGUCGUAGCCCAUCUUCAGCCAGAUUCUGUCAGACAGCCACCUUGGGAACUAUGAACUCUUCAGGGAGUGAGUCUUUGCUGCAACAGAAAACAAAAGAGCAAGAAGUUGCUUUGACAAAAGAGACUCUUCUCCGUAUCAAUGACUUGAGAGUAAGGUUCCCAGGAAAAACAAAUGAAGAAUCUGAAUUAAUUAUAGAAGAUAUUAUGGAUAAUUGGAAGUAUCAUAAAACAAAAGUGUCAUCCUAUUGGUUGGUAAAACUGGAUUCAGCAAAGCAACGAAAAGUUUUGGAUAUAGUCAGGACAAGUGUCCGUGCAGUUCUACAGCAUGUCUGGAAAGCUCCAGACAUUGAAAAUUUACAUCUCUACCGUCUUUUUAACCGUGUGUUUAAUCGCUUACUUUGGAGCCAUGGUCAAGGCCUAUGGAACUGUUUCUGUAAUUCAGGGAGCUCUUGGGAAACCAUAUUCAGUAAAGGCUCAGAGGCGCUGACUCCGGAGCAGCUCCAGUGCUGCCAGCGAAUAGUACAGCUUUGUAAACACUGCCUGCUGGUAGUUUACAAACAUUCAUCAGACUCAAGAGGAUCCCCAACUGGGAUGAGUCACCACUGGGAUGAUACAAGAUCCCUCAAAGUCAGUGUUUCCAGAUUUGCAUUCCUAGAGGUGUUUAUUGCCAAGACCUUCACUGUUCAUCCUGAAAUCAUCCUCAUCCAAACUUAGCUGCAGUCCAUCUGGAACGCCUCGCCCUAACAUUUUGUUCACACACAGAUACAGUCACUUGUGAAGUAAAAGGAAAUUGCUGUUUGUAAAUAAUAGCAUUCAACUUCUUUUUUUUAACUUGUGAUGGAGCUAAACAUAAGCGCUGUUAUAUAUUUCCUACCAUCAUAUUAUAAUAAAAUUUAGCUGAAAACCUACUGUAAAAGCAUAGCUUUUCUGGGAACAUGAUAAACCUUGUUAAGUUGUUUACAUACACAUGUGAAUGUGUAGAUCUUGCUAGGUUUAUAAGUAACUCCUUCCUACUAGAAAUGUUAUUUUUGCUGCAGAAUAUAUAAAAUGGAAUUGUUCUUGAAGAUUCUAUUACAGUAUUAUAUUAUUUUGUAAGUACAAUACUUGGACUUGAAAAUUAUUUAUUGUAAACUAUAUUAUUUAUUGUCUCAAAUGUCCUUUAACAAAGCAGAUAAUUAGAAAACUCUUGCAGAACAGUAAAACUGUAACAGUUAUCAAAAAUAAUCUGAUCAGUUCUUGGAUAUGUUUAAAAUAAACCCCAAAAGUCUGUAAGCCAAACCUAAAGCAGACAUAUUUUUAUUUCUCCUCUGAAAUGACAAGAUCUAUUUAAUACUGCUGUUUUUCUUAAAGGACAUGAUAUAGCAUCUUUUAGCCAAAGCAAAGGCAUCUAGUACACAAACAGUAAAAUAUCAGUUUAGGCAUUCACUUCCUAAUUGGAUUCUCGUAAUAAAAUGGAAGCCAAUGUUUGUUUCCAGGUUUUCAUUCACAUUACCUGUAUCCUGUGCCUUUAGGUUUCCUUUGGGAGCAAGCAGUCAUCCUCAGCUCCACACGCAUGCAUAGUGCAUAGUUUUUCUGUUACACUGCCUAAGUGGUAAAGCAGACAUUUUUAGGAAAUACUGCAGCUGUAAUGUAUUAUUUAAAACUUAAACUAAUUGGUUUGUUGUAGUUUUUAGCAUGCAAUCCAGUACCUACUGUAGAAUGUAUCUUUGCAAUGGACAGUAUUUUCUAGAUUGCUGACACCUUUAAAUGUUGGAAAUCUAAUUCACUAAAAGCUCUCAUUCAGAUCUAGAUUCCUGAAGCUGGCUGAACAGCACAAAACCAAAAUGAGCCAGAGCAGGAACCUAGUAUUUACAGGAUUUGUAGCCUGAAAACAUCAUUUGGGUUUUGAUACAUACAGCCAUUCGUCCCACUCAGCAUUGUGCCAUGUGAGCCUUAUUCAUUAGAGAAAUAAUUAUUAAAGAAAUCAGUUAUUCUAGAUUUAAAAAUAAUUAAGUUUUUUAUUUGAGUAAAGAACAGAGUAGUUAUUAUUUACCAAAGACUCGUGUACUUAUGAAUCAUUUAACCCUGAAGAGUGUUGGUAAAUUAUCAAUGUAUUUCAGGUAUACUUUAAAAAUAAUUUGGGGGCUAAUUAUCCUCAGGAGCAAGUAUGUUAGUGUUUUUUGAUAUCCAGCAAUUUAAGACAAAUUUAAGAGACUUAAGAGAUUUGAGAUUGAAGUUGUAUGGAAAUUAUUUUUUAAGAAGUUUUAGUCAUAGGAUAUAUAAAAACUGGGAAUUUGGUUGAGAUUUUUGAUGCCUGUGCUGUAGUGCCUCAGCUCUAGAACUGCAGAAUAUGUAACAAGAAUAUAUAACAAGAAUAUUUGUAAACAAAUAAAAAAAACCUCUUGAGAUUAUCAGAUCAAAGCAGUCUUUUGGUCUGGUAAAGUCUUUUUAAUUUUUGUGGUAAUACUAGUUCAGUAAUAUAGUAUGUUCACAUUAACUGUAUAUCUCUUUUGGUCCAUACAGUGACUAUUAAAGCAUACUCUGGUUACCUGUAACACCUAAUAAAAGCUGUAAAUUUUCUCUUCUUGGAGAAGGUUUCCAUUGUAUUCUACUUUUGGCCAUAAGGAUAAGAUCAGCUUCCAGCUUAGCUUGCCAGACUCUAACAGAACUUUAGGAUGGGAGGUUCACAUGUCUUUAUUUUUUUCCUUUUAUUUUUUUCUAAACUUUACUAUAUGAUUUCUAUGUUCAAAUGCCAGUGCUGGUAUUUGAACAAGUCAAUUUGAACAGAUCAAUUUGUACAGGUCAGUCUGUACAGAAUACUCUGCCAAAAGAAAGAGGGCUACUAACCACACCUAUGGACAAAUCUAGGAAAAAAAUUCAUUUAGCAUGUACAAAAGUGGACUAGAUGGUGGUUUACAUCUGACACUACAAUAUAUUUGUAUUUCUGACAACCUUUCCUAAAGUGGUCAUGUGUUCCUAAUAUAAUGUGUGAAUCAAUACCUUCAAUAAACAUCAUGCUACACUUUGCUGCA